AAAAUCGAUAUUGGGGAAAUGCAUAGCGAAUCUAAAAUGAAUUGUCAACUUUGACAGAUUGUCAGAUUAGUUAUUAAAAAAUAUCUAACCUAGAAAUACACAAACUGAAAAUAAUAAACUUUUUACUUUCUAACUCACUUUUCCGGCCAAGUUUUAUUACAGCAGAUCUAACGAUGCCCAUAAAAGAUGGUAGACCUAAGCCAGUGGAUAUUAUGUUCUCUGAAGAAGACCUUCCUUAUGAAGAAGAGAUCCUCAGGAAUCCCUAUUCAGUAAAGCAUUGGCUUCGGUAUAUUGACCAUAAGAAAAAAGCCCCAAAACAUGGUGUCAAUCUUAUAUACGAACGUGCCCUUAAAGAACUGCCCGGGUCAUAUAAAUUAUGGUAUAAUUACCUAAGGAUAAGACGGCAACAAGUUAAAAACAGAUGUAUCACAGAUCCAGGUUAUGAGGAGGUUAAUAACGCAUUUGAAAGAGCUCUAGUUUUUAUGCACAAAAUGCCUAGGAUUUGGAUGGACUAUUGCACCUUCUUAACUGAUCAAAAUAAGAUAACUAGAACCAGGAAGGUGUUUGAUAGGGCUCUUAGGGCACUGCCAGUGACACAACAUCAUCGAAUUUGGCCUUUGUAUUUGGUUUUUGUGAAAAAACAUGACAUUCAUGAAACAGCUGUAAGAGUCUUUAGGAGGUACUUAAAACUAUUUCCAGAAUAUGGUGAGGAGUAUGUAGAGUUCCUUAAUGAUGUGGGGAGGUUGGAUGAGGCAGCUAUUAUCUUAGCAAAACUGGUGAAUGAUGAAAAUUUUGUGUCUCAAAAUGGAAAGUCGAAACAUCAGUUAUGGAAUGAGCUCUGUGCUUUGAUAUCUAAUAAUCCAGAUAAGGUUCAGUCUUUAAAUGUUGAUGCUAUUAUAAGAGGUGGUCUAAGAAGGUACACAGAUCAACUGGGUCAUCUCUGGAACUCCCUAGCAAACUACUAUGUUCGUAGCGGUCUCUUUGAUCGCGCUAGAGACGUUUAUGAAGAAGCCAUACAAACCGUCACCACUGUACGAGAUUUUACGCAAGUUUUUGAUGCUUAUGCCCAGUUUGAAGAGCUAAGUCUGAGUAAAAGGAUGGAGGAAAUCUCGAAAAUCUCUGAGCCAUCCGAUGACGACAAUAUUGAUUUAGAAUUGAGACUUGCUAGAUUCGAGCAUUUGAUGGAAAGGAGAUUAUUACUGUUAAAUUCCGUUUUGCUCAGACAAAAUCCGCAUAAUGUACAGGAAUGGCAUAAACGAGUUCAACUGUAUGAUGGUAAACCACAUGAAAUAAUCAACACAUAUACUGAAGCGGUCCAAACAGUGCAACCUAAAUUGGCCGUUGGGAAAUUACAUACUUUGUGGGUUGAAUUUGCGAAAUUUUAUGAGAAAAAUGGGCAAGUUGAUGAUGCAAGAUUAAUUUUUGAAAAGGCUAUUGAAGUACAGUAUAUAAAAGUUGACGAUCUUGCUUCCGUGUGGUGUGAAUGGACUGAGAUGGAGAUUAGAAACGAAAAUUAUGAAGAAGCUCUUAAACUAAUGCACCGAGCCACAGUACUGCCUGCAAGAAAAGUAGCCUACCAUGACGAGUCGGAAACAGUACAGUCUCGCCUUUAUAAAUCAUUAAAAGUGUGGUCCAUGUAUGCCGAUUUAGAAGAAAGUUUCGGCACCUUUAAAUCCUGCAAAGCCGUCUACGAUCGGAUCAUAGACCUCAAAAUCGCCACGCCGCAAAUAAUUAUAAAUUACGGCGUGUUUUUGGAGGAAAACAACUAUUUCGAAGAAGCAUUCCGGGCAUACGAGAAGGGUAUAUCGCUGUUUAAAUGGCCGAACGUUUAUGACAUAUGGAAUACUUAUUUAUCGAAAUUCCUCAAACGUUAUGGAGGAACAAAACUGGAGAGGUCAAGAGAUUUGUUCGAGCAGUGUUUAGAGAAAUGCCCGCCGCAAUUUGCUAAACAUUUGUACUUGCUUUAUGCCAAGUUGGAAGAGGAACACGGGAUGGCUAGGCACGCAAUGGCAGUGUAUGAAAGAGCUACAAAGGCCGUUCCAGAAAACGAAAUGUUCGAGGUAUUCAACAUCUACAUAAAAAGAGCAGCGGAAAUUUACGGUAUACCAAAGACACGCCAGAUAUACGAAAAAGCCAUCGAAGUUUUACCGGAAAAUCGCACCAGGCAGAUCUGCUUAAGGUUCGCCGAUAUGGAAACAAAACUCGGAGAAAUCGAUAGAGCUCGAGCCAUUUACUCUCACUGCAGCCAAAUAUGCGAUCCUCGUGUCACCACAGAAUUUUGGCAGACUUGGAAAGAGUUUGAGGUUAGACAUGGAAACGAAGACACGAUGAGGGAAAUGUUGAGGAUUAAGAGAAGCGUACAGGCUACUUAUAAUACUCAGGUAAACAUGAUGUCAGCUCAAAUGUUAAGCUCUGCUUCGUCAAUGACUGGAACAACGGCCGAUCUUGCUCCUGGUGAGAAAGACGGCAUGCGUUUGUUAGAGGCUAAAGCCGCUGAGAUGGCCGUAGGUUCUUCGGGAGCACAACGUUCCGGUAAUAUAAUGUUCGUAAGAGGAGAGACCCAAGGCGACAAAAAGGAUAAAGUUGUUAAUCCAGAUGAAAUCGAUAUUGAUGACGAAGAUGAUGAUGAGGAAAUGGAAGAGGAACCAGAGGCACCAAUUGAAACUAAGAGUGUCCCGUCUGAAGUAUUUGGAGGAUUGAAAAAAACAGGAGAGGAGAAGGAAGAUUCAGAAUAAGAGGGGAUAGAUUUUGAUUGUAAGAACAUUAAGUGAAUUUAGGGUAGACUGCUAAAUGAUUGGCACCAUUAAUCAACCAUCGCUCUUUUAAGACCCUUAUUGUAAAACAUAAUUAUAAGAAUAUAUUUAGUUUCUUGGGUCAGAUACUUAAAAAUAUUUCAUAGUAUGCAAUUAAAUUAAUUAUAAUCGCUAAAAGCAUAAUUUGUGUAAAUUAUUGAUUAAAAAAAUUUGCUAAUUA
Anthonomus grandis grandis is the source of this 2973-nucleotide messenger RNA. RefSeq names its product pre-mRNA-splicing factor syf1 homolog (gene fand). Lineage: Eukaryota; Metazoa; Arthropoda; Insecta; Coleoptera; Curculionidae. The record is from RefSeq and is a predicted model, not a curated record. Gene Ontology annotation, biological process: generation of catalytic spliceosome for first transesterification step; mRNA splicing, via spliceosome. Bases 174 to 2735 code for a protein of 853 amino acids. Gene Ontology annotation, cellular component: post-mRNA release spliceosomal complex; U2-type catalytic step 2 spliceosome; Prp19 complex. Gene Ontology annotation, molecular function: protein binding. The transcript is spliced from 8 exons.